GUGCCCCAUCAGACUCCAGACCCGGUGUCCUGUUGUCGUUGAAGUGAGCGAGUAAUACGGGGACCAAGACGAGUCGAUCGAAUGGCCGACGUCGAAGACCAGCAACAGGGCGGGCCUAGGACUUCGCGAAGCAGUGUGCGGAAGAAGCGCACAGGAAAAUCUCCCAAGCCGGAGCCCCAGUCCCAAAACGAUUGGACAUCAGCCAGUGGGCCACGACCCCGUCCGUCGCCUCACCCGAAACGUCAUGGGGAUAUAGACAUAGACAUAGACAUUGUCGAGUCCUCUGACGACUCAGACGACGCCCAAGCGUCGCCUCCCAAGCAGCAGCAACCAUCUCGACGUCCUUCGAAGCAGCGUCAACAGCUCCCGAGUCCCACCGACUCCGAGGACUCCGACCUCCCGUCCAAGCCGCCGUCCCGUUCUCGACAUCGGACUGCUGCCAUGCGGCCCAACUCCACCGUGCCCUUGGUCGACACCAAGGCCAUGGCCCGCCGUAUGCAACAUCGCCCUUCAUAUGACGACGACGACGAUGAUGAUGAGCCGCCUAUACGUCCAUCGCGGCCAGCAAGCCGUCAGACGAUGGCAUCUCGUCGCGACCAGAGUUCUCGCUCCGCUCACCGCUACAGGUCCACUCCUGAAUCUAGGCGCUCACCCCGCACUUCCAUGUCCGAUUCUGAGGGCGAAACUGACGUGACCGAGGAUUCUUUGGAGGAAGUGGUUAUUCAACAGCCUACCCGGAGAAGGAAGCCUCCGGCUGUUCCCACCGCCCCGGUACCCCCUCCCGCACCGUCCAUGCAUGAGCGCCUCAACCGGCGCACAGAGGAGCCCGAAAUUGAGGUCGUCUAUGAGGAUCCAGAUCCGGAGCCGGAUUUUGCAUCGACAAGGUAUGAGCAAUCGGUAGGUGUAGGAAGAUCGCGAGCUCAAUCCCGAGCCCCUUCCCGAGCACCCUCUCGAGCUGCGUCGGUGAAGCCGGAUGCCUAUCGUCGUCCGAGAGACGUUUCUCGUGCUCCGAGUCUCGAUGGCGACCGGGCACGGUCCAAAUCCCGAACCAGAAGACCGUCGACCAGGCAGUAUGAGUCAGACGCUUAUGUGUCGAGGGCCCCUUCAGUGUUCAGAAGAGCCAACACCACCAUAGAAGGGUCACACCAUGCGUCGUCACAGAGCUUCAGCUCCAAGCGGUCCAUGUUUGCCGAUCCGACAGCUGCCAAUAACAUGCAGUUGGAGAGGCAACAACCCAAGAGGUUUACCACUUGUGUCUCAUGCAGAGACAACAAGACUCUGGUCGAGAACACAGCCAAGCUCAAGUGCGCACAUCGCAUGUGCAACACUUGCCUGGUGCGCAGCUUUGAGCUGUCUCUCCGAGGCCCACAGCAUAUGCCCCCUCGAUGUUGUACCGCAGAGCCCAUCCCACCAAAGCACGUCGACAAACUGCUGGGUGAAGAUUUCAAAGCCGAGUGGAACCGAAAAUACCGUGAGUAUACGACCAGAAGCCGCAUAUAUUGUCCAGAGGAACGGUGUGGCAGGUGGUUCCAGCCCGACAACAUUCGUCAGGAGAACGGGCGUGGGCAGGCAAAAUGCAGUCACUGCAAAACAAAAGUCUGCUGUGCUUGCCAUGGACUGUGGCAUCCGCAGUACAAUUGCCCAGGCGAUGAGAACACAGCACAGUUCAUGCCGCAAUCCAAGCGAGAUACAUACCAGACCUGUUAUCAGUGCCAUCACAUGGUCGAACUCGCUGAAGGCUGCAACCAUAUGAAGUGCCGUUGUGGUGCUCAGUUCUGUAUGCUCUGCGGCGGUCCGUGGAAAUCGUGCGCAUGCCCCAUGACGAAUAACUCGGUCCAAGCUGUACCUCGAGCAGCCGCAGACCGCAUGAGGACGCCGAUGGACGAACCCCCGAAUCCCUUUGCAUCUGCGCCGAAGUACGCAUCUCGUGUUCCCUCUCCCCAGGCUCUACGGUCGGGAUUCCCGGCCUCUUAUGCAGGCACUGUAAAGCCUCGCCCAUCGAGCUACGAGGAAGAACCAUAUCUUGCUCGGCGUAUGGAAGUCCGUGAAGAACCUCAUCAUGCUCGCCGGAUGCAUUCUUUUGAUGAUGCCUUUGGUCAUGUCGAUGAGCAGGCCGAGUACGGUGGAGGAAGGGCAGGUGUCAACGUCUUUGACUUUGAAGAACAACCCCGACGACGCAUCGAAGCUCGGAGCCGCGGAGCGUCUUUUGGAAACGGUGAUUUCCGAGCUGGGAGGGCUGCAACGGUUGUUGCACCAUCACCUCCGCAAACACAUGUUCCCAUGGCGCCGCCACCGCCUCGUUCGGCAUUUGAGCCACCCUCACGCCCCGCCUUCGACCGAGUACCAUCUCGGGCCGCGCCGCGCGCUGAUUAUGCCUCCGAGGCCUAUGCUCAAAGAGCGGCGCGCUAUGCUUCGCCGGAGCGAUAUGAGGAGUUUGCUGCCGAGAACUACACAGCCGACAGACGGAGACCGUACUCGCCCGAAAGACGACAAACAUUCCCUACUGCGAGACGGCCGCGUUCUUUGGAUAGACACCAUCCAUUUGCUCAGGAGCGGCGCGAAGAGUCACCCGAUGGUUGGCAAGUCCCGACGCGUUUCCCAUCCCCAGAAAGAGGAGCACCCAUGGCGAUGGAGAUUCCGCAGAAGCCACGACACAUGCUCGCGCCCGAGAGGCACAUGCAGAUCCCAGAAAGGCACAUGGCACCCCACGAUAGACACAUGCAGCUUCCUGAACGACACAUGGCCACUCCUGACCGCUACGCCUCCAUGUCGGAAAGGCACGCCCCGAUGCCGGAAAGACAACAACAGCAGAUGCCAGAGAGGCACAUGGCAAUGCCCGAAAGACAGCUGGCUCAUCCUGACGAUAGACUCCGUGCUCCUUCGCCCGAGAGACGCCGAGCGUCGUCAUUCGACAAACGGCUCGCCGAUCGUUUCAACCCGGAGAGCAGACAGAGUCCAGGAGCCUACCACAUGGGCGGGAUGGGCCACGCCGUCCCACCUGCUCCUAUGACCACCAUCGGAGUUGGCCCUGUCGGACCGCCCGGACACAUGGGACACAUGGGCAUGAUGAGUGCGAUGGUGCCCCAGGGGCCGCUGAGUCCUACAAGAGGACCACCGCCUCUUUCUCGCACCGCAUCGCACCCGGCAGCAGCAAUGAUGCACGGACACGGAGGUGGUCCAUCAAUUCCGGUCGCUCCGGUGCCGCCACCGGCUAUUUCGCAUAUGCCUCGCAGGCACACCAUGGAGGAGGACAUGUACGUCUCCGGCCGUCAUCCAGGAGGACCGACACCUGAAUGGUUUGGUCCCCCGGGCAUGGGCAUGGGACUGCAUGAGUGGGAUCCCAGCGGGGGUUCUGCCCGUGCUCCUCACAUCCGAAGACGGGCCACGCAAGCUCACCGGGAGCACAACAAGACUGAGGCCAAGCCCUCGAUGCAGGCUGGCCUGAGCGGAUCUGGGAGAGGCUUGCAUCGGGUGUCGGAGUGGGUGAAUUAUAUUGAACCUGGCCCGCCUGAGGAUACAAUGGGAGGAGGUGGCCCUGCGACGAUUGUGGGAUAGCGUUUUGGUUUUUUCUUGUCGUCAUUUUUGGAUUUUUCUUUGGCUAUUUUAUUGUAUUUCUUAUUCUUUUUUCUUGGGACAUUCUGGAUCUCGUCAACUUUUCUUUAUCACGUGUGUCACCACCACCACUACCACAAGCAAACAAAGCGAAGCGAAGCGAUCAUUACGUUGGGAGAGGGAAGAAUUUCUGUUAUGAAGUUAUGAUUUGAAUGAACUUUGUACAAGUUGGUACCUGACGUGAUGUGGUGAUGGAUGAAGGGGCAUCGAGAAGCAGAGGCAUUGUUUUAGGCAUAGGAAUGACGACAUGAAUGGUUGAUGAUAUCAUGGGGUUUUGUUAAUUUAUUUUUAUUUUUUAUUUUUAUGGGUAUUUGUUUUGCCCUGUCUUUACCUGCU
Podospora pseudocomata is the source of this 3948-nucleotide messenger RNA. RefSeq lists its product as uncharacterized. Gene Ontology annotation, molecular function: ubiquitin protein ligase activity; zinc ion binding; ubiquitin conjugating enzyme binding. Gene Ontology annotation, biological process: ubiquitin-dependent protein catabolic process; protein polyubiquitination; positive regulation of proteasomal ubiquitin-dependent protein catabolic process. The coding region runs from base 82 to 3555 and encodes 1157 amino acids. Gene Ontology annotation, cellular component: ubiquitin ligase complex; cytoplasm. NCBI's taxonomy places the organism in Eukaryota, Fungi, Ascomycota, Sordariomycetes, Sordariales, Podosporaceae. The record is from RefSeq and is a predicted model, not a curated record. The transcript has 3 exons.